GAUUGGACGGACUCUCCUUCUUCAGGCAGUCUGCGGAUCUCCUUCCUCAAGGACGUCUGACCAGCGACGCAGCCACUUUUCCUAGAGUUUCAGUGCACCACCAGACGUCAGCAUGGGAAACAAGAGCAGUCUUAUGUUGCAGGAGCAGGAUAUCAGGGAAAUUCAGUCCGAAACUGGAUUUUUGCCAAGCCAGAUUGAACGGCUGUACAGCCGCUUCACCAGCCUGGACAAGGGAGACAAUGGCUGUCUCUCAAGGGAGGAUUUCCUUCGCAUUCCGGAGUUGGCCAUCAACCCACUUGGUGACCGAAUCGUUCAUGCUUUCUUUAAGGAGAGUGAGGGUGAUCGUGUAAACUUCUGUCAGUUUGUACGUGUACUGGCUCACUUCCGUCCAAUUAAGCGAACUCAGGAUAACAAACUUAAUGCACGAGAAGAGAAGCUGCGAUUUGCAUUCAAAAUGUACGACUUGGAUGAUGACGACCGAAUCUCUCGUGAGGAGCUCCUUGCUGUACUACACAUGAUGGUCGGGGAAAACAUAAGUGAUGAGCAGCUAAACAGCAUUGCAGAAAGAACCAUCCUUGAGGCAGAUCGCGAUGGAGAUCAGAUGAUCAGUUUUGAAGAAUUUUGCACAGCUCUGGAGCGCACUGAUGUGGAACAGAAAAUGUCAAUCAAGUUCCUCAAAUAAUUUUGUCAGUGUUUUUCUGUCCAUGAAAAUAUCAAAAAUGCAUUUUCAGGGGAACGUACAUAGCAUUGACAAAAAGUUGAAAUGGAACAAAAGUUUGGAUAUAUAUACAUAUAUAUAUAUACAGUUUGUAUAUACUUGGUUAGAUAUUUGUGUAUUUUGCCUUAAUAAAAGGAAUGCAACUAUUAAAUUAUGAUAAUAACAGUAUUUUGUGAUGUGGUAGUAGAAAUAAAAAUUACCUGGGUGAAUCGAGCAAGUAUUAGGAGGGUUUUUAGUAAUAGAGCUGCACUGUGUACACUAUAUAUUUUUGAGUUGAAAGAAUAAAGAGGUCUUUCGUGAUUGUUCAGCUGAGAAUUCGCACAAAAUUAAAAUUGUAAUGAUAGUAGACAAGAGAGAAAAUCAAGUCAACAAAACUCGUAUUUGCUAUUAGCUAAUCAUAGAUUAUAUACAUAUAGCAGAAUUUUACCAUUUUGACAAGAUCAGUUUUGGUAAGCAAUCAUGCUAUGAGGUGGCCUUAUAUAAAGUUAACUUGCACAAACAGAAAUUAGUUACAUAUGUGUUCACAAGCAACAAAAUCAAUCAUUGUGUGAUGUUCUUAUUAUCAGUAAGGUAUCAGAAUGGCAGUUCUCCAGACCUUUGGUAAAAUGGUAAAAGGUAUGACGCAUGAAUACAGGUCCACUAACAAUAAAUUUAGUUAAUUUUAAUUAUAAGCACAGUCAGCAAAUUGAUAAGCAUUUCGUUUGAGGUCAGACUUGAGCUAAAAGAAAUCUUAGAUGUUGGAUGCAUUCUUUGUGGUAAUGCCAUACUUUUGAAUACUUUCUUAUCUCAUCUUUGUUUCCUUCCUUAUUAUUGUCAUUUCUUUUCCAUAGAAUGUCACAGCAUGUACUUCAGCAUUUUGUGUUUUGUUUUGUUUCUGUCUACCCUUGAAUUUGAAUUGAUAUUAUAUGAAAGAUUAUUUAGUGGAGUCUACAUAGUUAUUGUUAAACAGAAAUAUAUAUAUAUAGAUCGUAACGUGUGUUUUGUGUGAGCUUUACAAUGAGAGUAUGAUGUUGUUUUAUCAUUCCUCGGUUUUAUUGAAUUUUGUCGCUGCUCCUUAAAUAAUCAGGCCUGUUUGUAUUUUAUGUUAUUUGUGACAGUACAUGGUGUUCAUAUAUAGGAAGAUUUUUUUAUUUUUUUUCUAUGAAUGCUUAUUAUGUUUUGUAUAUAUGGCAGGUUUUUUUUAUACAUUUUGUGUUUUGUUUGACAUAUUGCAAAAUAAGACCCUACGUAUUAAGCAGGCUUUGGGAAAUAGCCUCACUUCAGAUUUCAUAUGAAUGGGUUUAACAGCAUUCAAUCUUUUCUUUACUUAUGGUUUGCCCUUGGUGCUGACUUAUCCGUUGUUCUAUACAUUAUUUUCUUUUUUCAUUUCCAAGUGCCUGUUGCACAAUAUAAGUGUCUUUUAUCCCUCCUGACCAUGGUAUGUACAUUCCCAUAAAUAUUUUGCACAAAUAAUAUAUUUCUAUAA
Molecule: messenger RNA, 2183 nt
Organism: Penaeus chinensis
Lineage: Eukaryota; Metazoa; Arthropoda; Malacostraca; Decapoda; Penaeidae
Gene: elm
Product: calcineurin B homologous protein 1-like
Exons: 5
Coding region: 113-682 (189 amino acids)
Molecular function (GO): calcium ion binding
Source: RefSeq, a predicted model, not a curated record